Messenger RNA from Gavia stellata (red-throated loon), 1245 nucleotides. Its product is annotated as probable G-protein coupled receptor 19. NCBI's taxonomy places the organism in Eukaryota, Metazoa, Chordata, Aves, Gaviiformes, Gaviidae. The transcript has a single exon. The record is from RefSeq and is a predicted model, not a curated record. Gene Ontology annotation, cellular component: plasma membrane. Gene Ontology annotation, molecular function: G protein-coupled receptor activity. Bases 1 to 1245 code for a protein of 414 amino acids. Gene Ontology annotation, biological process: G protein-coupled receptor signaling pathway.
AUGUUGGCCCACAGCAUGGCUAACAGCAGCGCUCCUUUGGUUCUCCCUACCUUACUGCUCCUGCUGCAGAACAAGAGCUUCCCCGAAGCCUCCAUCUCUCCGGCUGGCUACGAGAUGGCGGAGUCACCCCCGGGACCCGGCUCAAGCAGGGACCACCCUGUCUUGCAGUAUGAGCCGAGGCCGGGGGAAAUUGCAGCAGCCGGCACCGUUUUGGGAGCGCUGUGGCUGAUUUCCGUCUUUGGCAACUCUCUCGUUUGCUUAGUGAUCCACAGGAGCAGGAGGACACAAUCCACAACCAACUAUUUUGUGGUCUCCAUGGCUUGUGCAGACCUUCUCAGCAGCGUCGCGAGCGUGCCCUUCGUGCUGCUCCAGUUUGCCUACGGCAGGUGGGUGCUGGGGAACGUGAUGUGCAAGCUGGUCAGGUACGUACAGUACCUCGCCCCUGGAGUCCAGAUCUACGUGCUCCUCUCUAUCUGCCUGGACCGAUUCUACACGAUCGUCUACCCCCUGACCUUCAAAGUGUCGAGGGAGAGAGCCAAGAAGAUGAUUCUGGCCUGCUGGCUCUUUGAUGCUCUCUUGGCGUCACCGGCUUUCUUCUUCUACGGCUCCAACAGCGACGACCACUGCAACUUUUUCCUCCCUGAUUCUUGGGAAGGAGCCAUCUACGGUAUCGUCCACCUCUGCGUGGUGUUCUUCAUCCCAGCCAUCCUCAUCAUCCUCUUCUACUGGAAGGUCUUCAAGUACAUUUGGAGGAUAGGCACCGACGGUAGGGCUGUCAGGAGGACGACGAAUAUUGUCCCAAGAGCAAAAGUGAAAACCAUCAAGAUGUUCUUAAUGCUAAACGUGGACUUUCUCCUGUCCUGGCUCCCUUUUUACGUGGCGCAGCUGUGGCACCCGCAGGAAACAGACUACAGAAUGAGCUCCGUGGUUUUCCUGGCCAUCACCUGCAUCUCUUUCAGUUCGUCAGCCUCUAAGCCCACCCUCUACUCCAUCUAUAAUGCCAACUUCAGAAGAGGGCUGAAAGAAACAUUUUGCAUGUCCGCCAUGAAAUACUACAGAAGCAACACCUACACCAUCACCACCAGUUCCUGCAUAGCCAAGAAAAAUCACGUUGGCAUCGCAGAUGAAGCAGCUCCGGCCAAACCUGUCACCAAGGACUCCAUCUAUGACGCUUUUAACAGAGAAGCAAAAGAAAAAAAGCUUGCCUGGCCUAUUCAGUCCAAUCCUCCAAAUACAUUUGUCUAG